UAUCUACUGCUCUCUUUCUCUCUCUAAACCCUUUCGAAAUUUCUCUCUCUCUCUCUCAGACAGACACUAAUUGUCUAAUUCAAAAGUUGAAUGAACAAUGACUCGUCCGUACAGAUUCCUGAAGACCGCCGACAAGCCGAUGACGGUUGCCGAUCCACCUGAGGCAGUAGCCGUCGAGUCAGAUUUCGUUGUCAUCCUCGCCGCUCUCCUCUGUGCUUUGAUCUGUGUUGCAGGUCUCAUCGCAGUAGCUCGUUGCGCAUGGCUCCGUCGCGGAUCCGUCGAUACCAGCAACCGGAUUCCCCGCCAGCGCGCGGCAAAUAGAGGAUUAAAGAAGAAGACGAUUCAAACGAUUCCAAAGUUUACAUAUGAUUCUGACAAGGAAGAUAAAGGCUGCGGGGGAUGUGGAAAGUUGUCUUCGAGUGACUGUGCGAUCUGUCUGGCGGAGUACGUCGACGGCGAUGAGAUCCGUGUGCUGCCGCACUGCGGACACGGAUUUCACGCUGGAUGCAUUGACACGUGGCUGAAUUCUCACUCCUCGUGUCCGUCGUGUAGGCAGAAUCUUGUUGCCACGAGGUGCAUAACCUGCGGUGAAUUGCCACCGUUUUCCACCGGAAAAACUCCAUUGGAGGCGGAAGAUAAAGGUGGAAAGCAUAGUCAUAGCUCUAGUAGUUCAAGUGAAGAUUUAGCAUGACAGUUUCAAAUUUGGAAUGAAAAAAAAAACGGAGAAAUAUAUCAUCCGCCGCUGAUGCUUAAUUCAUCGAUAAAUUAACCUACUUGAUGAUUGUGACGCGGAAAUCAGGGUGAUCGACGGUGUAUGUACGGGUUGUUUGAUCUUUGAACUUUGUAACUUGUUCUGUAGCUAAAGAUAGUUGCAGGGUGGGGACUCCACUUUUUCUCUAGGGCUUUGUGAGAUUAGAGAAUCCAGAACCAGAAGUAGCACAUUGUUUUUCAGUUUUUCCUUCUUUUUCUUAUCUUAUCAUCUUUUUUUCGUCUUUUUGUUUGGCAUUGUAAAAAAAAGGUUAAAUUAGAUCUUGUCAAGUUACAUCACUUUCAUGUUUCAACUUUACUCGAUUUUUCUUUUGGUGAAAUAAAGUGAAAUAUAUAUUAAUCA
Messenger RNA from Lactuca sativa (garden lettuce), 1111 nucleotides. RefSeq names its product putative E3 ubiquitin-protein ligase ATL44. The record is from RefSeq and is a predicted model, not a curated record. NCBI's taxonomy places the organism in Eukaryota, Viridiplantae, Streptophyta, Magnoliopsida, Asterales, Asteraceae.